AUGCCGCUCGCCCCCGACACCAUUGCCGGACCGCCCCGCCUCACACCGGCGCUCCACCGCCACACCAGCGCCGCCCCGUCCUCACCUCCUCCCGACUGGCGCCCAGCGCUCGGCGCCCCCACCCCGUCGCCGCUCGACGCCGCCGCCAUCGGAUCGCCCGCUACCUCGCCGGCGUCGCCUCCCCGCCGGACUGCGUCGUCCUCGUCCCCUCCUCGCGCCGCUUCUCCGAGCCACGCCGCCCGUUCCCCUGCUGCGUGGGUGAGGAACCCUCUUGAACCGCCCCCCUUUCUCCGCCCGGUCACCACGGCCGAGCCGCGCUCACCCGUCCCUGGACCACGCGUGCGCCCGCACUCAGCCACGUCGGGCCUCACUCACGCGCGCGCGUGCCCUGGCCCGCUGCUUCCCAUAUCGCCCGCCUUCUGUUGCCAUCGGUCGCCGUUGUAUCGGUCGACACCGACCACCCCCGGCUGUGCCACCACCACCAUGCGAUGCGCCGUCGCGUAG
Molecule: messenger RNA, 504 nt
Organism: Aegilops tauschii subsp. strangulata
Lineage: Eukaryota; Viridiplantae; Streptophyta; Magnoliopsida; Poales; Poaceae
Source: RefSeq, a predicted model, not a curated record